AUGGGCCAACAUAAUCUCGUCGUGGUUUCAUCGCCAGACCUUGCAAAGGACGUUCUGCACACACAGGGAGUUGAGUUUGGUUCACGCACAAGGAACGUCGUUUUCGACAUUUUCACCGUGUUGUUGAGGUCUUCUGAAGUACCGUCAACAAAAUCAUCUGAAGAAAUGGAAACUAGGAUACAGGAUGUCUUUCCCAGAUUUGGCAGUUAUCGUACCUCCAGUGAUGCUUCUCUUUUCUCAAGCUCAUUGCCCGUUCUUCCCCAUGAGAUGUUGAACCGGAGUGACCCAGAACAUGUUCCUUCGAUCGAGGGCGCCUCAUCCGGCUUGAACAAACUUCAUCCUGAAGUUGAGUACAUUGACUUGCUUAAGGACAUUGAAAAUUAUGCAAUUGGAAGCUUGCUCCCUGACGAUGAGGAUGAACUUCUAGCUGGGAUAAUGGACACCUUUGACCUUGGUGGGUUGCCUAAUCACAUGGACAACUCCGAAGAAUAUGAGUUUUUUGGCAGUGGAGGAGGUUUGGAAUUGGAAUCCGAUCCACAGGAAAGCCUGGGUGUGGGUUUCUCAAAAGCAAGUCUAUCUGAUGGUGUUGUUGGCAAUGGAGUGGUUCAUUACGGUCUUCCAAACGGCAUGGGAACUGUUGCUGGAGAACAUCCUCUUGGAGAACAUCCUUCCCGGACAUUAUUUGUCCGAAACAUCAACAGUAAUAUUGAGGAUUCAGAGCUUAGAUCUCUCUUUGAGCAACAUGGUGAUAUCCGAACUUUGUACACAGCAUGUAAACAUAGGGGGUUUGUGAUGAUAUCUUAUUAUGAUAUUCGAGCUGCUCAAACUGCUAUGCGAGCAUUGCAGAAUAAGCCACUCAGAAGGAGAAAACUGGACAUUCACUUCUCAAUUCCUAAGGAAACCCCAUCAGACAAGGAUAUUAAUCAAGGAACUCUUGUAGUGUUCAAUUUGGAUCCAUCAGUUUCUACUGACGACCUCCGCCAAAUUUUUGGUGCUUAUGGCGAGGUCAAAGAGAUAAGGGAAACACCGCACAAGAGGCAUCAUAAGUUUAUUGAGUUUUACGACGUAAGAUGUGCCGAAGCAGCACUUAGAUCCUUAAAUAGAAGUGAAAUAGCUGGGAAACGAAUAAAGCUAGAGCCUAGCCGCCCAGGGGGUGCACGGAGAAGUCUGAUGUUACAGCCAAAUCAAGAUCUUGAACAAGACGAGUCUCGAAGUUUACACCACCAAGUUGGCUCACCAAUUAGGAAUUCUCCCCCUGGUGAUUGGCCACUGUUUGGCAGCCCAAUGGAACAUAGCUCAAUGAGUCCACCAGUAGGAAAGAGUUUUCCUGGAUUGGCUGCAAUUUCACAACUGCCGAAUUCUGCGAAGUUGGCAUCCGUUGGCAAUGAUUAUUCGAGGGGUAGUCGUUUGGAACAUUUAUUGACAAAUAGAUAUUCAAGCCAAAGAGGCGUAUUUGAACAGUCCCAUUCACUUCCUGAGCAAAAAUCAGGUCUUUAUUCUGGAAACAUGCCCUCUUUUGUCUCUUCCAGUUCAAAUAGACCACAUGUUGAGACAUUGUCUGGGCCACAAUUUCUUUGGGGAAGUCCUAAGCCAUGCACCGACCAGUCUAAUUCCUCUGCUUGGAAAGUGCAACCUGUUAGACAUCAUUUUACGUCCAAUGGCCACCAACGCCUUUCAUACACUGAUGAGCAUAAAAUUUUAAACUAUUCAUCUCAAAAUUGCCCUAAUAAUCAUAAUGUUGGAUCUGCUCCAUCUGGCAUCCCCUUUGAACAACACUCAGGGUUUUACCAGGAGUCACCGGAGGCAUCAUUUAUAACUCGUAAUGAAUGGAAUUUCAGGGUAAAUAUGGAUGCUCGCGGUGCUAUGAAUGCUGGUUCCGUUUCUGGGAACAGAUUGGAAGCUGGUUCUUCUGGUUUUGGCAUGAUGUCUUCUCCUAGACUCAGUCCCAUGUUCCUGGAUAAUGGUAAUUUUCCUGGAUUGGCAGCCAUAGACUUGGAGGUUCCAGCUGAACGUGGGAGGUCCGGCCUUGUCGUGAACAAUGGGAACCAAAUAGAUAACUGGAAUCAAUUUCAACUUGAUUUGGAUAAGAUUAGAAGUGGUGAAGAUACUCGAACAACUCUGAUGAUAAAAAAUAUCCCGAACAAAUAUACUGCCAAGAUGUUGCUAGCUACUAUUGACGAGCAUCAUAAGAAUACUUAUGAUUUUCUCUAUCUGCCCAUUGAUUUUAAGAACAAAUGCAAUGUCGGCUAUGCAUUCAUCAACAUGUUGUCUCCGUCACAAAUUAUCUCAUUUUACGAGGCUUUUAACGGGAAGAAAUGGGAGAAGUUCAACAGCGAGAAAGUUGCUUGUUUAGCAUAUGCUCGGAUCCAGGGAACUGCAGCCCUCGUCGCUCACUUCCAAAAUUCUAGUUUGAUGAAUGAAGAUAAGCGUUGCAGGCCCAUUCUCUUUCAUUUGGAGAGCUCAGAAUCUGGCAGUCAGCGGAUGAUCCAGGGACAUAUUUCUUCCAAUAAUUUGAACAUGCAAGUCUGUCAAUCGAAGGAAACGGACACCACAAAUUUACCCGGAAGCAUGAACAAGGGUUUCUUGGGCGGUGAGGUGGAGAAGCAAUAG
Messenger RNA from Fraxinus pennsylvanica, 2610 nucleotides. The record is from the annotation of a GenBank genome assembly. Lineage: Eukaryota; Viridiplantae; Streptophyta; Magnoliopsida; Lamiales; Oleaceae.